AGAUAUGGGGUGGAUCUUCCAAGCCACAACUCCAAACCCAGUUUGAGUCGAGAUCGAAGUUCCAACCGAGAGAGAGUUGCAGAGAAAUCGAAGCAUUAUGCGUUGAUGGCGUUGGGAGGAUUUGGUAGGAACUCGGGACCUUCUACUCCUAAAACUUCGAACCCAUUUGAGAGCUUCCGUCGUUCUCCUCCUGUAACAUUUCCUUCAAACAACUCCAGCGUCCAACAGCAAUAUCGAAGACCCACAGUAUCUCCUCCUAGAUGGGGUAAUCAGCUAGAAUACCAUGUCAGUGGUUCCCAGGCUCGUCAAGUGCCAUCCACAGUUGCAUCAUAUGUUGCAAUGCAAAGUACUGGAACCAGCAUUUCUGCUAGGCCUGACAGCUCUCAACACCCUAAAAGGAUCAGGUCGCCUUCUUUAUCCCCCACAAAUGAAGACUUAUUGAGAAAUUCUGGUCAAGGUGUCACUGGAAGACCCACAAUAUCUCCUCCUAGAUGGGGUAAUCAGUUAGAAUCCUUCGUCAAUGGUUCCCAAACUCAUCAAGUGCCAUCCACAGUUGCAUCAUAUGUUGCAAUGCAAAAGGCUGGUACCAGCAUUUUUGCUAGGCUUGACAGCUCUCAACAGCCAAAAAGAACCAGAUCGCCCACUUUGUCACCCCCAAAUGAAGAUUUAUCAAGAAAUUCUAGUCAAGGUGUCAUUGGAAGUGGUGCUACCUGUAGUUUCAGAUCUGAAACUUGGUUGCAAUCUCAAGAUAGAAGAUGGCUUAGGAGCUGGAAUUUGGGGACUUGUAUUGCCUAUACCAGAGAUACUUCCAUUCCCACUUUCAGGAGUAAAAGAAAGGGGAUUAAGGAGAUAGACCUCAGAUUAGAGGCUGCCACUAUCGGUGGAAAACAUGUAUGGUGA
Telopea speciosissima is the source of this 900-nucleotide messenger RNA. RefSeq lists its product as uncharacterized. NCBI's taxonomy places the organism in Eukaryota, Viridiplantae, Streptophyta, Magnoliopsida, Proteales, Proteaceae. Bases 106 to 900 code for a protein of 264 amino acids. The record is from RefSeq and is a predicted model, not a curated record. The transcript is spliced from 5 exons.